Amoebophrya sp. A25 is the source of this 1866-nucleotide messenger RNA. The record is from the annotation of a GenBank genome assembly. NCBI's taxonomy places the organism in Eukaryota, Dinophyceae, Syndiniales, Amoebophryaceae.
CGAUGAUCUUCGCUCUUCGAACCGAACGUGGAUAGUCUUGCGCACUACGUGGCGAACCUUCGCUUUUGUUGUGGUGAUCUUCAAUGCUAACAACUACCUCCUUACGACCCUGAUUUAUGACUGUUUGCCCCCGUCAUACUCACAGAUCGCCGAACGCCGCGCCCGGAAGAUCCAACCUGUUGACUACUUUUCCUCCCACAUCAAAUCCCGGUCGCCUGUGAGGGCGCAGAGCCUACUGAUGCCGCAUGUCCCGAAAAUAUCGCCUCCACGUAGGGCCUCGCUUGUGGCGCCACCUGCUCCUGCACAUGAACUCGGACCGGUAUCCGUGAAUCAGUGUGAGGCACUAGAACUAGAUGCCGGCGCUUCGGUUCCAACUGCUCCUGCUUCAAGUCCAAGAGCUUCCAGUCCCAACAGUCUGGGUUUGAUAAGCGAGAUUCAAGCUCCAGCACUCGACUGCGCGGUAACGUGCGACACCUCCAGCACUCUCCUACAUGAUAAUGGUGAUGACUACAGUAUGACUACAAGUGGAGCAGAAAGCUCUUCAAACGUGGCCAGCAACACGACGGAAGUUUCCACUGGUGGGCGUUCCUUCAUUUUGUAGCAGUCUCUUUCCACCCCUUUUGUUGUUGUUGUCCACAUGCUGUGACCAUUCUCAGUCCUUUAGCUUUUUCAGCGGUCAUUUAUGAACUUCAACAGUAUUCACCGGGUGUUCUUGUACAGUGACGUCAUCUGGUGGAAUUGAUGGGGCUUACUACUCCGUCUAGAACCUGGGUGAGUAUCACGCUUCAAAACCAACCUUGUGAAUUAUUCAACACAACUACAAACUCACGUCUUUUCUUUUCGCAAUUUCCUGUCUCACCGUAACGAAACCGACUCAACAGGUCAGGUUUCCACGCCAGCAGUAAGGCCGCAUCUCCUACGAGCCAGGUGGCUAGCGAAUCUGUCAACGCCUCUCCCGAGGAGACGCCUCCUUCUGUCGUCUAUGAUCGACAGCGAAAGCGACAGCGAGAUGAGGCCGGGAGCGUCUUUGCCUCAGCUCUCCCCAGUGGUUUGGAGCUCUCCUGGGAGCAUGUCGGCGACGAUUUCACCGACGUCGAAUAUGUGAAUCAGUCAUCCUCUUUGUACCAAAGAAGGGUGACAGACUAUCGCCACAGCAUGCAGCAGGAAAUAAGAGACGAGGAGCCUGCCAUGAAACGAAUAAGAUUCAUGGAGGCCGAGCUCAAGCGCCGAAAAGAUACUGCAUCUGUGUGGCGAAAACGUUUGUACAGGUUACGCACAGCUGAAAAGGAAAACUAGCAAUUGAAGCUCAUGUCUAGAACGUUGUAAUUUAGCGAAAUUGACGACCUCUCCAUCACAUGCAUCAUCUCACUCAGUUCCAUCUGCAUAAGAAUGCUCUUAAAGUACGUAACCUACGAGCCCGAGACAUAAAGACGCCUUCCCCCUCAACUUGUUGCAUAGUCUAUAAUCGGUCAUCUGCUCCAUUUUUACUCAAUCACGCAUGCAUUAGCAAAAUUUUUUCGACAUAGAUGAAUGGUCCACAUUUUUCCAAGGUUAGAGUCCCCACUAGUCUGCUGCUCGUUAAAAUGCACAACGCAGCAUCUCUUCCCGACUCUCAGGCAUCAUUGAAUUCAUGACGCAGCCGCAGCCCGUGGCUGCAAACCUAUUGGUCCUCCCUUUCGCCCGUAUUUCCUUAACCCAUCCUCACCGACAUGGAAGCUUCUGCCUUGUUCCCAGAGAGAACCUCCCCAACCACCUCGACGUCUUAAAAAAUAACUUCACCCACAGUCCCUAUGAACUUUGAGGACUGCUGCCACGCGAGCAAGUGAGCAAAUAGCUGACGGCUUCCUUGUCAUAUUUCCGUGCAGC